CGGCCCCGGGCGCGCGGGGCGCGGGCGGACGGCGGCCGGCAGGUUUUGGGUUUGGAGGCCACACCCAGCAGUGCUCAGGGCUGACUCCUGGUGGGGCUCACGGGCCCAUUUGGGGGGCCGGUUUCAAAUCUAGGUCGGGCUCCUGCAAGGCAAGUGCCCCAGACUUUCCGCCUGAACCCACUCUGCUCCCCCGUGCCUGGUGGGCUUAGGGCAGGUCGUGGGCCCACCCUGCUGUCCUCCCCACUGCGCUACCCAGAGGAAGUGGGGAGGGGGACCCCCCAGGACCCCGGAGACCUGUGUCUCCAGCGGUGUUCGAGUUCAGCAGCGCCCCUGGGAGGGGGCCCGUCUCCCUGGCAUCACUCUGCCCUGAGUCUGUGCCAGUGGAUCUGGUCCCCAAUUUGCUGCCACUGCCGUGAACGCUCUGCAGAGCGCCGGCCUCCCCACAGACCUUCCUUGCCUCAGAUGCUGGCCGCGAUCUCCCGUGUUCUGCAGGACGUGACUUUGAUAGCUGGGCCCGGCCGGCUCUCAGCUUCCCGAAGCCCAGGCGGCUCUGUGCACCUCACCUCUGAUCCACAGUCGCCCCUGGGAGUCCCUCCUCUGCUGACCUAGGAGGAGCCAGGCCCGGUGCUGGUCUGCCCUAGGCUCAGACUCCGGCUCGAAUCCGGCCCCGGCACCGUGGAGCAACGUGGUCCUCGAGAACUCACCCCGAUGGCCGAUGGCGCGUCACCCCUCUCCCUGGACGGGGACCCCGGGGCGGCCGAGAGCCUGCUCCGGAGCGUGUUCGGGAUGGUCGUGGAGGAGAUUGUUUGGAAAGGGACCAGCGCUUCCGAGAAGGUCUGCGAGUGGAAGGAGCCCGAGGAGCUGAGGCGGCUGCUGGACCUGGAGCUGCGGGCCCAGGGCGAGUCGCAGGAGCAGAUCGUGGAGCGGUGCCGGGCCGUGAUCCGCUACAGCGUGAAGACCUGUCACCCCCACUUCUUCAACCAGCUCUUCUCAGGCUUGGACCCCCAUGCUCUGGCCGGGCGCAUUGUCACCGAGAGCCUGAACACCAGCCAGUACACGUAUGAGAUCGCGCCCGUGUUCGUCCUCAUGGAAGAGGAGGUGCUGCGGAAGCUGCGGGCCCUGCUGGGCUGGGGCGCCGGGGACGGGGUCUUCUGCCCCGGUGGCUCCAUCUCCAACAUGUACGCGAUGAACCUGGCCCGCUACCAGCGCUACCCGGCCUGUAAGCAGCGGGGCCUGCGCGCGCUGCCGCCCCUGGCCCUCUUCACGUCCCAGGAGUGCCAUUACUCCAUCCAGAAGGGCGCGGCCUUCCUGGGGCUCGGCACGGACAGCGUCCGGCUGGUGCAGGCGGAUGAGAGAGGGAGAAUGAUCCCCGAGGACCUGGAGCGGCAGAUCAGUCUGGCCGAGGCCGAGGGCGCUGUCCCCUUCCUGGUCAGUGCCACCUCCGGCACCACCGUGCUGGGCGCCUUCGACCCCCUGGAGGCCAUCGCUGACGUGUGCCACCGGCAUGGACUGUGGCUGCAUGUGGACGCUGCCUGGGGCGGGAGCGUCCUGCUGUCGAAGACACACAGACAUCUCCUGGCUGGGAUCCAGAGGGCCGACUCCGUGGCCUGGAACCCUCACAAGCUCCUCACAGCGGGCCUGCAGUGCUCAGCUCUCCUGCUCCGGGACACCUCGAACCUCCUCAAGCACUGCCACGGCGCCCAGGCCAGCUACCUGUUCCAGCAGGACAAGUUCUACGACGUGGCCCUGGACACGGGCGACAAGGUGGUGCAGUGUGGGCGCCGCGUGGACUGCCUGAAGCUGUGGCUCAUGUGGAAGGCCCAGGGCGGGCAAGGGCUGGAGCGGCGCGUGGACCAGGCCUUUGCCCUCACCCGGUACCUGGUGGAGGAGAUGAAGAAGCGGGAAGGAUUCGAGCUGGUCAUGGAGCCUGAGUUUGUCAACGUGUGUUUCUGGUUCGUGCCGCCAAGCCUGCGGGGCAAGCAGGGGGACCCCGACUACAGCGAGAAGUUGGCCAAGGUGGCCCCUGCCCUGAAGGAGCGCAUGGUGAAGGAGGGCACCAUGAUGGUGGGCUACCAGCCGCACCGCACCCGCGCCAACUUCUUCCGCAUGAUCGUGGCCAACCCCGCGCUGACCCCGGCAGAUAUGGACUUUCUCCUCAACGAGCUGGAGCGGUUAGGCCAGGACCUCUGAGGCGCCCGCGCUGGCGGCCCUGUCCCCUCACCGCCCCUGCCCUCCGUGGGCCCCCCGGGCCCGCAGAAGCAGCCUUUCCCAGAAACGCCGCCGCUCCAGGCUGCGCUGGCCCCAGCCGGGCGGCGGGAGAAGGCUGACGCCCUGGAACCACUAGGAUACUCACAGAGGGAAUUAUUUUAUUGGUGGAGGGAAAGCGUUUUUGGAUAUGGCUCUGUAGGACAAGCUGGAAGCAAGACACUCUAAAAUGAUGACAUCUGAGCCGUACUUAGAAACACACAGCAAAAAGCCAAGGACCAGGAAAAGUUGCCAGAAUGGUCAUCGGGUUCCCUGGGACGGGUCAUCAGCAAUUUCAACAUCCACCUCCUGCUCCCCUCCAGGCUCUGCUCUUUUGUUAAACGAGGUGUGUUCCUUGAUUCUGUGAGUGGGAAAGCAAUAAACUUAAAAUUUCAGUGUG
This is a messenger RNA of Sorex araneus (European shrew), 2644 nucleotides long. RefSeq names its product cysteine sulfinic acid decarboxylase (gene CSAD). Bases 709 to 2190 code for a protein of 493 amino acids. Gene Ontology annotation, molecular function: pyridoxal phosphate binding; sulfinoalanine decarboxylase activity. Gene Ontology annotation, biological process: carboxylic acid metabolic process. NCBI's taxonomy places the organism in Eukaryota, Metazoa, Chordata, Mammalia, Eulipotyphla, Soricidae. Gene Ontology annotation, cellular component: cytoplasm. The transcript has 17 exons. The record is from RefSeq and is a predicted model, not a curated record.